AAAAUAAUUUUUGAUACAUGGCAACCAUAACAAAUUUUUAGUGUGGUUUUUUCAAAAGCAAAAUAAUGUCGCAAGCUGAUGAAUCAAUCUUGAAAAUAAAUAUAGAAAAUUAUAUACUAGAGAAAUAUACUCCAUUUAAAUUACGGCAACCAAACUUUGAAUUGAUUUACUAUGAUGAGAAGGAAAAAGUCGUUGAGCCCAUUUCCGAACAUCCUUUGCAUGGUCAACAAAAAUGUAAGCAAUUAACAUUUCCAUUCGCGCGCAGUGGCUUAUUUACCGCUGAUAUACGGAAUAUCAAGACAUUGGUUAAAAAGUGUGAAGACCAAACGGUGAAAGAAGUUUUCGAACUUACACUAAAUCACAACAAUAAAGUGGACUAUCAGGCUGGGGAUACCAUUGCCAUUGUGCCCAAAAACUCAAAACUUGAUGUAAUGCAAGCCAUUAUAUUGAUGGGCUUAGAUGAAAACGCAAACAAGUAUUGUAAAUUUCGGCCCCUCUCCACAACUCAAAAUAGCAAAGCUAAAUUACCUUUGCACAUACCAGAAGAUAAGACUACACCACAUGAAAUUCUCACCGACUGCUUGAAUUUGCGUGCAGUACCAACAAAGCAGUUUCUAAGCGUUCUAGCCAGUUGCUGCAGUUUUGCCGAAGAAGCUAAUUUCCUUAAUUGUUUAUCUUCUAAAGAGGGCAACCACUUUUACAAUGAGUUGAUACUAGAAAAAGGCUUAAAUUUCUUAGAUAUACUGUUAUUGUGUACUUCAUGUAAACCAACACUUUUAAUGUUGAUCGAGAAUUUACCUCGUUUAUUUCCACGUGCUUACAGCAUUUCCAAUAGCCCCAAUGGACAUGAUAAUGAAAUUAAAAUCGUAUUUUCUGUGUUACAACAUACACCAGGUGUUGCAACAAGUAUGUUGAAAAGAUUGGGAGCAGAAACUAGAGAAUUCCCCAAUGAGCCAAAAAGUGUGUUAAUGUAUUUUCGUAAUACGAAUAGGUUUAGAUAUACGCCUGAGGUCGCACAUACCAGUCAACAAAUACUGAUAGGUAUCGGUACGGGUUUAGCACCUUUCAUUGGUUUUUUGGAGUAUAAAAAGCAGUUGUACCUUGAAAACGAAAAUGAAAAAAAAUUAGGCAAAACAUGGUUGUUUGUUGGUGCAAAAAGAAUGGAAAGUGUGAUCUAUAGAAAAAAACUGAAGGAGUAUGCAACUGAAAACAUUUUAGAUAGAUACUUUGAGAGUUUAUCACGCGAGAAAGAUGCUCAGUAUCAUUAUGUCCAGGACCAAAUUAAAGCGAACGUUGAUGAAUUUGUAAAAUUCUUGUUGCACCGCGACACAAUUUUGUACAUUUGUGCUGAUGGUGCGCAUAUCUCAAAGUCCAUCAAAGGAGCAAUUACGGAGUGUUUAACUGAAAAGUUAGGAAUAAGCAAAGAUGAAGGAACUGAAUUAAUUAAAGAUUAUGAAAAACACGGCAAAUAUGUUGAGGAUAUAUGGACGUAGCUGCAAACGCCCUUAAAAAAAUAAUAUAAAUUCGAUUCCAAAUAAAAUGAGAGAACCAAAUUAAAAUUGCAUUUCUUACAGAAAUUGUAUAAAAAAAUGUUCCUCAAAGAGAAAAAUUAUUAUCGAGAUUAAAUAAAAGCACUAUACUUUUAGUAAACAAAUAUUAAUUAUCUUUGAUGAAGAUAAAAAGAUAUGACGGGACCUCAAGGUGUAAUUGAAUUAGAAUGGAAAGUGUGAUACAAUGACAACAGAUAUAUUUUUUCAUUGCACAUAAUAACAUGGGAUAGGCGGAUAUAUUAAUAUCAAAUGUUAAUAUCGAAAGUAAAGUUUUAGUCUUGAA
This is a messenger RNA of Teleopsis dalmanni, 1833 nucleotides long. RefSeq names its product methionine synthase reductase. Lineage: Eukaryota; Metazoa; Arthropoda; Insecta; Diptera; Diopsidae. The record is from RefSeq and is a predicted model, not a curated record. The coding region runs from base 66 to 1493 and encodes 475 amino acids. Gene Ontology annotation, cellular component: cytosol. Gene Ontology annotation, biological process: homocysteine metabolic process. Gene Ontology annotation, molecular function: FMN binding; flavin adenine dinucleotide binding; [methionine synthase] reductase (NADPH) activity. The transcript is spliced from 3 exons.